AUGGCAAGCGAAGAGCCCGCAGAAACCACAGGAGUACGCUUCACCAAAACAAUCCAUAGCGACACUUACGCCUUCAUCGAUCCUCUCAAACCACCGGCAUCGCACAAAUUGCACUCCGUCUUCAUCUCAGGAGCAUCCAAGGGCAUAGGUCGCAGCAUCGCUCUCUCGUUCGCUCGUUCAGGUGCAUCAAGAAUCGCCAUCGGAGCCCGUUCGUCACUCGACUCUGUCGAAGCGGAGAUCCUCGGCGCUGCCCAAGGCGGUGCGAAGAACGCAGCGGAAGAGGUGGCGAAGGCGUUUGGCGAUGGAGGAGUAGACUUUUUGGUGAACAAUGCGGGAUUUUCCGCGGGAAUGAAGCCUUUUGCUGGACCGGAUGUGGAUGUGUGGUGGCACACUUGGGAGGUCAACGUCAGAGGCCUAUUUUUUGUGACCCACGCUUUCUUGCCGCUUGUGUUGAAGAGCAAAGAGAAGACUAUCAUCAAUCUCGACUCCAUGAUUGCGCUAGAAGCGAGACCUGGGGUGAGGGAUUUUUUGAUCAGUCUUCAAGAUGUGUCCGACAAGACUUAUGGUCUGUUCUUCGUUUCCUCUCAGUUCUCCUCGUAUAGCGCGGGAAAGCUGGCCAUCCUGCGACUCACGGAGUUCAUAAAUGUUGAACACGGUGCUGAAGGAAUCAUAUCAUACGCUGUCAACCCGGGCACUGUCUUUACGGACAUGGCCAAGGUGCUUCCUCCAGAGGUACAUCGCUUCAUAACGGACACCCCAGAACUGCCGGCAGACACCAUCGCAUUCCUUACGCGUGAGAGACGAGGAUGGCUUGCCGGUCGCUAUCUUAGUUGCACCUGGGAUAUGGAGGAGCUGAUGUCGCGCCAGGCAGAGAUUGUGCAGAAGGAUAAGUUGAAAGUUCGCAUAGUCCUCUGA
Molecule: messenger RNA, 915 nt
Organism: Stereum hirsutum FP-91666 SS1
Lineage: Eukaryota; Fungi; Basidiomycota; Agaricomycetes; Russulales; Stereaceae
Product: NAD-P-binding protein
Exons: 6
Coding region: 1-915 (304 amino acids)
Molecular function (GO): oxidoreductase activity, acting on the CH-OH group of donors, NAD or NADP as acceptor
Source: RefSeq, a predicted model, not a curated record